Tetrahymena thermophila SB210 is the source of this 1671-nucleotide messenger RNA. RefSeq lists its product as hypothetical. The record is from RefSeq and is a predicted model, not a curated record. The transcript has 5 exons. NCBI's taxonomy places the organism in Eukaryota, Ciliophora, Oligohymenophorea, Hymenostomatida, Tetrahymenidae.
AAAAAGAAUUUAAAAUAAAAAUUAUUUAACAAAUAAUUGAAGAAUCUGUUUCAUAGAAUAAAUUUUAUUAUUUUAAAUAUAAAUUUAGAAGCUUUAGCACACAACAUGAGCUAUAUAUUUUCAGAGAAUUAUAUUAAACAAAAAUUAAAACGUCUUGAAGAAAUUAAUGAAUAUAACAGAGCAAGAUUAGCUAUGUUUAAUAGAAAAAAAGCUUUCAUGUCACGAAAGGAAUAUGAAAGAUAUAAGAACAUUUUAUUUGGCACAGACUAUAAAAGCUUAAGAGAAUCAUUGUAAAAUACUUAAAAUAAAGAAAAAAAUAAUGGAUCUGAAGAAUAAGACAAUACCUAAUCAUAAUAAUAAUAAUAACAAUAACAACUAAAAACUGGGCUCAAAGGUUCCAAGUCUUAAGGAAAAGUUAAACAAAUGUCUUAAACAGCUGGAAAUAUUAUUUCAACUGCAAAUAAUAAAAAUAAAAUGUACAAUAAUGGUUUGAGCUAAGCAAACUACACAGGAGGUUUUUAAUAAAAAAGUAAUUAAAAUGAAGAUUAAAAAUUUUAAAUGAACAAUUCAGGUUAGCAAGAGUAGCAAGAAUAUGUAGAUAAAAGAUAUUCGACUCCUUAGUAGCAAAGCCUUGAGGAAAAUCAAAUAUUUUUGAAUGAAGGGGAUAAUUAACAUAACUAUUAAAAUAACUUUAAUAUGGUUACAUUUAACUCAGCAGAUAAGAAAAUGAAUACUUUUAAUCCUUAAGCUACAAGCUAAGAUACAGGCUUAUAUUAAACAUAAAAUUACGAAGACUUUGACUAUGAACAAUAGCAACUUAUAAAAUAUAUUAAAAAAAUAGAAGUCGAAAAGUAGGAAUUAGAGAAUGAGCUUUAUGAAAUUUAAUUGAAAGCUGCAAAUUUAAAUUUAUAAAGUAACCGUAAAAAUUAAAAGAGUAUCUUCGAAGAAGUUUUCAAAGAAUAAGAAGAAUACAUACCUAUUUAAACAAAAUCUUUACUAAAUAUAAGAAAAUAAAGUCCAACCUAAUCUCCUUUAAAAUUGAAAUAAUCACAUAGAGAGUCAUUAGAUUCUCUACAAAAAAUUCCUAAUUAUAGAUAAUUGUAAAAAAAAAUUGGCCUUGAUUUCGAAACAUAAUGGGAUUUACUAGAAAAGUGGGAGUCUUUGAAUGCAAAAUAUCCUGUAACUCCAAAUCCUUUUUUUAUUUCAACUUAAUCAGAAUAGAAAUAAUAUGAAAGCGCUUUUAAUUUCUAAGAUUAAUCAAAAUCUUCCUUUUGGGAUAGUAUAAAUUAAAUGAAAAAGGAAACACAGGGAGUGAAUGCAUAAAAGAAAGCAAUUCACACCUACUUACCAGAAGAUGAAAAUUGGGAAACAAAAUUUAACAAAAUAGGAAAAAGUUAUGAAGAAAGAUAUACUGCUGUUGAUAAUGAUAUUUAUUUCGGAUCUGAAUUUGUUGGAAGAAAAAAUAGUAAACCAUUUGUAAAUAAGUAUGUAGUCAAUAAGUAUACAAUAGAUAAGCUAUCUGAUGAUAUAGAUUUUAUAAUGAGAUAAUCUAGAUUAAAUAACUCACCAUUCAAAUCCUUAAAAUCUUAAUCUCCAUUCAAAAAUAAAAGAUCUCUUUAUGAAAUUCCUGAAGAGUUUUCAUAAGAUAAUUCUCAUAAUUACUAUUAAUGA